Molecule: messenger RNA, 929 nt
Organism: Oxyura jamaicensis (ruddy duck)
Lineage: Eukaryota; Metazoa; Chordata; Aves; Anseriformes; Anatidae
Gene: AQP8
Product: aquaporin 8
Exons: 5
Coding region: 1-777 (258 amino acids)
Biological process (GO): water transport; transmembrane transport
Cellular component (GO): plasma membrane
Molecular function (GO): water channel activity
Source: RefSeq, a predicted model, not a curated record
AUGGCUGCUACCGAGAGCGGUUGCCCCUCCACGAAGGAGGUGAUGGUGGACAUCGACAGCAAGCACCAGCGUGCGAAGCCCCACUGGUACGAGCUCUACGUCCAGCCCUGUGUGGCCGAGCUGCUGGGCAGCGCGCUCUUCAUCUUCAUCGGCUGCCUGUCCGUGGUGGAGGAUGCCGGCAGCACGGGGCGGCUGCAGCCCGCCCUGGCACACGGGCUGGCCCUGGGGCUCACCAUCGCCAUCCUGGGGAACAUCAGCGGAGGUCACUUCAACCCGGCCGUGUCCCUGGGCGUGUGGCUGGUCGGCGGGCUGAACAUCACGAUGCUCAUUCCCUACUGGAUCUCCCAGCUCUGCGGAGGGAUAAUAGGAGCCAGCCUGACAAAGGCCGUGACGACGGACGAGCACUACGCCAACACCACUGGAGGAGCCUUCAGCGGCAUCGUGGCCGAUGAGCAGAUCCCCUCCGUCCUGGUGGGCGAGAUCAUCAUGACCACGUUCCUGGUGCUCGCGGUCUGCAUGGGUGCCAUCAACGAGGAAACCAAGACCCCUCUGGCACCCUUCUGCAUCGGCCUCACGGUCACGGUCGACAUCCUGGCGGGGGGUGCCAUAUCCGGAGCCUGCAUGAACCCUGCCAGAGCCUUCGGGCCGGCUCUGGUAGCAAACUACUGGGACUACCACUGGGUGUACUGGGUAGGGCCCAUGGUCGCUGGGCUCGUCGUCGGCACGCUGGUGAGGCUCCUGAUCGGUGACCGGACGACCCGCCUGUUCCUGAAGUGAGGCCAGACACGGGACUGUGUGUGCUGCCUGCUGAUGGGCCACGCUCAGCACGCCCAGCAUGAGCCCCUCAGCCCCCUCCGCCUCCUCCUGGGCUCCCCCACCAGCCUGCUGCGGGAAGGCUGCUCCCUCGAUGCUGCAGACACCAUGAAAAG